Messenger RNA from Ostreococcus tauri, 615 nucleotides. Its product is annotated as unnamed product. Bases 1 to 615 code for a protein of 204 amino acids. The record is from RefSeq and is a predicted model, not a curated record. Lineage: Eukaryota; Viridiplantae; Chlorophyta; Mamiellophyceae; Mamiellales; Bathycoccaceae. The transcript has a single exon.
AUGGCGUCGCAGAUGGGGAAACCGAUGAUUGGAGUUCUCGAGCGAGGCUUUGACGGUGAAUCGAUGGCGAAGGAAACGACGUUCGAACACGAGGGAGCGGCGGAGACGCUCGGUGAGCCGAUAGAAGCGCGGGAUCGACGACGUCGCGAGACGACGGAAGAUACAGCGCGAGCGGUGAGUAAAUCCAUCGUGGAAGAGGAUGUCAACGGCAAUCACAUGGAUGUUUCGGAGGAUCUCGACUCGGCGCACGAUCAGCCGAGCGUGCACUACUCGCGCAUGGUUUUUCCUUCCGUCGCUCGCGUCACGGACAUCGUGCGCAUACCCGCGCGGCUUUUCGUGACGAUUUUGGCGUUGGUGUACAUCCCCAUCGUCAUCCACACUCAAGUCGUUCUUACCGUGCUCAGCUUUUGGGCGAUAUCCAUCGCGAAAUCUACCAUGAUGUGGGUGCGACCUCUGCUCUCGACAUCGAUGUCGAAAUCGACGGGAUGGGAGGCGUUGUACGACCACGUCGCCCACGAAGUCGAUGAUUUCUCCGAACGAACAAUGUUUCUUUUCCCUGGCACACCGAAGACGAACCACGACUCAAAGAAAUCGGACUCAAUGAGACCUCGGUGA